AUGGCUCACUUGCCCGAGAAGGCUACUCACGUCCCGCUUUCCCAGAUUGCUAUACCCGGAACACACAAUUCGGGGAGCUACGGCAUUCAGGAAUCCUCUCCACUCUCCCUUGAUAUGAAUUAUAAAUCCCUAAUCAAGGUUCUCGGCCUCUUCUUUAAAAUACCCUACUUCAAGUGGUCUGUGACUCAAAAAACCAAUUUCACGACUCAACUCCAGUCAGGAAUUCGUUACUUCGACAUGCGAGUCGCGAUAAAGAGGCAAUCCUGCGUGGGCUUACUCUCGAAUUCCUCCAUUGAUAUUUAUCCCUGCUUCUUCCUUGUCCACGGGCAGUAUGCCAACAGGGUCAGCGAGGAGUUGGAAACAAUUAAGAGCUUUCUAAAACACCACCCUAAAGAAGUGGCCAUAAUUGACUUCCAGCACUUCUACGGAUUGGACGAAUCUUUAAAGUCGAUAUUCAAGGACCUGAUCAAAAAAGUGCUUGGAGAAAUGGUGGAGCCUUAUGGGAGUCAAAUCCCUUCUCUGGCUGAAAUGUGGUCACUCAAAAAGCAGGUCAUCAUUUUGGGCUAUGCGAAGAGUUUUGACGAACUUGAAGACGACAUUUCAGUGCAGUGGCCAAGCGAUUGGAUGCAGAAAAGCAGACCGGUCUACUUUUUCGUCUUCCAAGGUAUCCUCUCCCCAAACCUGGACUACAUUCUCUUCAAUUUCACAAGCGGACUGGAAAAACUAGCCAGACUUGCCAACACUGUUGUGGGAAAGUGGUUAGACGGAUUGAAACAUCUGCGCGGCAUUGUCAUUACGGACUUUUCUGUCCUCGGCUUUCCCGGAUUUGCUCGCAAAGAGAGACUCGGUUCACAGCCCACCGCGCACCGCGCUGAAGAAUUCUGGUCUGUCACCUUGGUAAACGGGGUCGGGCCGAAAUGCCGCACUAUAUGUGCGUCGGCAGUUGGGCCGCAAUUUUCUGCAGUGAGUGACUUCGCCGCGUAA
This is a messenger RNA of Echinococcus granulosus, 984 nucleotides long. Its product is annotated as PI-PLC X domain-containing protein 3. Gene Ontology annotation, biological process: lipid metabolic process. Gene Ontology annotation, molecular function: phosphoric diester hydrolase activity. The coding region runs from base 1 to 984 and encodes 327 amino acids. The transcript is spliced from 5 exons. Lineage: Eukaryota; Metazoa; Platyhelminthes; Cestoda; Cyclophyllidea; Taeniidae. The record is from RefSeq and is a predicted model, not a curated record.